Molecule: messenger RNA, 426 nt
Organism: Pseudomassariella vexata
Lineage: Eukaryota; Fungi; Ascomycota; Sordariomycetes; Amphisphaeriales; Pseudomassariaceae
Exons: 1
Coding region: 1-426 (141 amino acids)
Source: RefSeq, a predicted model, not a curated record
AUGAGAGCUGAACCUGAUUUAUGUGCACUAUGCCAAGAAAUCAACCUGGAGGACCUCAAAAGCGACCAGGGAUACCUCCACCAUGCAACCUGCGAUGCCCUCGUCCAGAGUGCGCAUACUUGCCAUUUAUGCAAGUCCAUUAUGAAUUUAUUCAUACGAAGCAUCCACACGAAUCGACGCGUUACCCAUCCAAUGCGAAGUAUCUGUGACUGCGGUCAUCUGGGCCCUGUGGCUCUGCAUGCUGCGUGCCCGGAUAUAAACUCUAAUGGGAGACAUUACCAGGAACAUACGCCAGGCCCUGUUUUGAGCAGAAAACUAUCAUUGCAAGUAGCGGUUACCAUAGGGUCCAUCAAGGAUCGAAUAUCCUAUGGCACGAUGUACCCAACUUUAUUGAUAUUUUGUGAUCCAAGUUCGUUCCUAAGAUGA